UUAAAUUCCCGCGCUAAGACGGCGCGCGCAUAGAAUUGCAUAUCGACCGAUCGAAUCGCGGAUCAUAUGUCCGUUAAUGUAACGCCGUACAAUGUUGCUGCUGCUAUUGGUCAGAAUCGAUUCGUGAUCGAACGCAUAUUCGACACACGUUACUCUACCGUGAACGACAAAGCACAGGAUGGACGUACAGAGGAUUCACCAUUGCCGAACGAAUGUAAAGGUUCUAACGAACAUUUCGUUCGAUCACACGUUCGUUCACGGGCGACGACUUUUUGCAUUUUUGCAAUGCCGCACCAGGGACCUCGAACAGGGACCUCCGUUGUAUCGAUACGUGUGCUCCUUCGAGGCGGGGCUAUCGGAAUUUUGAGUCGAUUCGAAAGUUUCGAAUCGAGUUGUUCGCUUGGGCGAUUAAAGCGUCAAGAAAGCAUGAAAGAAUGUGGAUGUCCAUACGUUUCUUGGAAUUUAUCGGAUGGUCCAUUAAAAUGGCUGACGAAUUUGGUUACGAAUUUAGUUACGAAUUUGAGAAAAGUAAUUAUUCCUCAUUUAUUGGAAAUGCUCAUCUUGGAAAAAUAGCUAUGAGAAUAAUUUCGCGUAACUAUUUAUAUCUCUGGUCGAUAUUAUGAUGUCUUCUGUUGCUUAUAUAGGCAUGAAAUUUUAUUAGAAACCUCACGAGGUUAGAUUACUUUGAGGAUCAUUAUCGAGGUGAUUUGGGGUUAUGCGAAGAAUUCAUCGAAUACAUACAUGUUGCAGCACCGAGGCGAAGAGAACAACUGGUUAAUAUAUCGAAUCGUUUCCGCAUUUUAUC
Messenger RNA from Eufriesea mexicana, 805 nucleotides. RefSeq lists its product as uncharacterized. The coding region runs from base 67 to 573 and encodes 168 amino acids. The record is from RefSeq and is a predicted model, not a curated record. The transcript is spliced from 2 exons. NCBI's taxonomy places the organism in Eukaryota, Metazoa, Arthropoda, Insecta, Hymenoptera, Apidae.